Echinostoma caproni is the source of this 450-nucleotide messenger RNA. The record is from the annotation of a GenBank genome assembly. NCBI's taxonomy places the organism in Eukaryota, Metazoa, Platyhelminthes, Trematoda, Plagiorchiida, Echinostomatidae.
ACUAAUGGUGUGAAGGCACACGGUGAUGGGGCUCCAUUCAAGAAUUCUCCAUACAAGGGUAACUUGUUAGAUUCAACGAUGCCGAAAUCGAAUUCGAUUCGUGUCGAAUAUGCUGAAAUAGGAACCACUGGCGAUCGGCGCCGCACUCCGAAUGGGGAUUCACGACAACUCCAACAUCGCUCUCCGAACGUGUUGUCACCAUCAUCGGAACAAUAUCCUCCAGAACAAUCUGAUUACCGAUCAAUCCAAAACCCCGACUCAUCGAUCUCGUUGGAACAAUUUGCAGCUCUCUUGUCCGGAACACAGCUUACGGCAUCCGAUCACGGUAAGGUUCGGUGUCCUGCUGCUGCCACAGCCCUCGCCGCAGGUGAAUCCGGCGAGCAAAUAUUCCCCCUGCUAAUCGAUUCAUUGGUACAACAAUUACCCGGUCAAUGUGAGUUUUUCGCAUAG